AUGUCUGAAAGAAACUCUCCUGCCAUGGCAUAUCCAGUUCCAACAGCGGAUCCGAGAAAGUCGUUGAGCCCCAAAUCGAUCUACAGCAUCACCGCUCACGAGUCGGAUGCACGGCAGAUGCUCGCGGUUGCUGGCUCUAAAAGGCCAUUUUCAUACGCGGGCGACGGAUCUCUGGAGCUCAAAGCGCCACCGUAUAGUCAUCAUCCGUCGAACAGUCUUCCUAAUACCAGUACGAUGGCAUCUCCGCUAAGGGCUGCCGCGCAGCCAGUCCAACACAUGGAUGGGCGGCAUCAUAUUCAUGCGCCAAAACACCCAGAAGAAUAUCAGCCGCACCCGGAAGGACCGCACUAUCCUCCGCACCCGGAAGGACCGCACUAUCCUGCGCACCCAAAUUAUCAUCAUGGCAAUCAUGGGCCGCCUCACUCUGCUCCGCAACCUGACACAGCAUCUACCGAGGGCGGAUUAGCCUGGCCUGACAUGCGUCGACCAGCCUUGGGAGGCCCUGUCCUCAGCUCUGAUGGCCAGGAAGCCUACAUGACUUUGCCAGGCAGCGAGACACCGAUCCCAGUUCGAGUUGAUUAUUCUCAUGCGUCGAAGAAGGCGGACGAGAAGCGCCAGCGCAACGCAAAGGCCUCCACUCGGCAUCGCAAGAAGAAAAAGAACAUACUGGAAGAGAAUAAUCGCGAGCUGCUUGAUCUCAGGCAAGAUCAUGUUAAAAUGUUGACGAACAUCGAACACCUUACACGCCAACGCGACUUUUACCGUGAAGAGCGCAACCGUCUCCGAGACAUCGUUCUUCGCACACCCGUCAUUAGCCAGCAUGCGUCCGGACCACCGAGUCCGGUCUCAACAAGAAGUGCAAACUCUCAUGCAGGAGUCAGUCCUAUGGAAGGCCAGCCACGGCCGUUGCGCACGCCUUCUCGGGGCUACAUUAGCGAAGCGUCGUCUGUCGAGAGGCCAGCGCAGCGACGGCGGACUGACGAUCGCCCGGAGUACUCGGCCAAUUACUCUACACAGUCAGGGCCUCCGCCUACAACGUUGCCUCCUAUGCAGUCGCACACACACCCACAAAGCAUGCAAACCCGGCCCAUGACGGCUCACCCGACUACACACCAGAGAAGACUGCCGCCGUUGAGGGCCAUCGAUGGGCCGCCUCCCCACGAGAUGCAUUCAGGACAUACUCCGCACGAAAGAGACCCAUCUACGGGGGAAUGGCGACCUGCGCAUCCGAGACAUUAUGAGACUGGAUGGGCUACCCCUCGAAACAUUGACAACCACCAGCGAUGA
This is a messenger RNA of Beauveria bassiana ARSEF 2860, 1287 nucleotides long. RefSeq lists its product as uncharacterized. The transcript has a single exon. Gene Ontology annotation, molecular function: DNA-binding transcription factor activity. The record is from RefSeq and is a predicted model, not a curated record. Gene Ontology annotation, biological process: regulation of DNA-templated transcription. Bases 1 to 1287 code for a protein of 428 amino acids. NCBI's taxonomy places the organism in Eukaryota, Fungi, Ascomycota, Sordariomycetes, Hypocreales, Cordycipitaceae.